Messenger RNA from Gossypium raimondii (Peruvian cotton), 1699 nucleotides. Its product is annotated as ammonium transporter 3 member 1. The record is from RefSeq and is a predicted model, not a curated record. Gene Ontology annotation, cellular component: plasma membrane. NCBI's taxonomy places the organism in Eukaryota, Viridiplantae, Streptophyta, Magnoliopsida, Malvales, Malvaceae. Gene Ontology annotation, molecular function: ammonium channel activity. The coding region runs from base 111 to 1577 and encodes 488 amino acids. The transcript is spliced from 3 exons. Gene Ontology annotation, biological process: ammonium transmembrane transport.
AUGAUAACAUCCUUUUCCUUCGAUCAGCUUAUUAUAUACUACAAUCCAAGCUAUUGUUGGAACUUGGAACGUUGAACUAGCCUGCACUUUUUUUUUUUGGGCUAACAAGCAUGGCCGCUCUUCCUCCCAACCCAGUGCCAGUGGCCUACCAAGGAGGCACACCAGCAGUCCCAGUUUGGCUAAACAAAGGAGAUAACGCAUGGCAGAUGAUAUCCGCCACGCUAGUCGGCCUCCAAAGUGUGCCAGGCUUGGUCAUCCUCUAUGGUAGCAUUGUCAAGAAAAAAUGGGCAGUGAAUUCAGCUUUCAUGGCCCUCUAUGCUUUUGCUGCCGUAGUUCUAUGCUGGGUGAUUUGGGGGUACAAGAUGUCCUUUGGGCAUAAGCUUUUGCCAUUUUGGGGCAAAGCAGGGCCUGCCUUGGGCCAAAAGUAUCUAGUAAACCAAGCACUUCUUCCCGCGACGACCCAGUUCUACGAUGACGGACGGGUGGAGACAGCUAUGGUGACUCCAUUUUAUCCUAUGGCAUCUAUGGUUUGGUUUCAGUGCGUGUUUGCGGGGAUCACGCUAGUUAUACUCGCUGGAUCAGUGCUGGGAAGGAUGAGUUUUAAAGCCUGGAUGGCUUUUGUACCUCUUUGGCUCACUUUUUGUUACACAGUGGGUGCAUUCAGCUUGUGGGGCGGAGGUUUCUUGUUUCACUGGGGAGUCAUGGACUAUUCUGGUGGUUAUGUUAUUCACCUUUCUUCAGGGAUCGCUGGUUUCACUGCCGCCUAUUGGGUGGGGCCAAGAUCAAAGAAGGACAGAGAGAGGUUUCCUCCCAACAAUGUUCUACUGAUGUUGGCAGGGGCAGGAUUGUUGUGGAUGGGGUGGGCAGGUUUCAAUGGUGGAGAUCCAUAUUCAGCCAAUGUUGACUCAUCCAUGGCAGUUCUAAAUACCAACAUUUGUGCAGCCACUAGUCUACUUGUUUGGACUUGGCUUGAUGUUAUUUUCUUCAAGAAACCCUCAGUCAUUGGUGCCGUCCAAGGCAUGAUUACAGGUCUUGUUAGCAUCACUCCUGGUGCAGGUCUGGUGCAAGGGUGGGCUGCCAUAGUCUUUGGAAUUCUGUCAGGUAGCGUUCCAUGGUUCACCAUGAUGAUCGUACACAAGAGAUGGUCAUUGCUCCAACAUAUUGAUGACACACUAGGAGUGUUUCAUACCCAUGCAAUAGCCGGGAUUCUUGGCGGUGUUCUGACCGGUCUCUUCGCCGAACCUCAACUCUGUGCGAUGUUCUUACCUGUGGUAAACUCAAAGGGAGGCGUCUACGGCGGUUCUGGUGGGAUCCAAAUCCUGAAACAAUUAGCAGGCGGAGCUUUCAUAAUCGGGUGGAACUUGGUCGUCACAUCAAUCAUUUGUGUAGCUAUAAACUUGAUCGUCCCGUUGCGUAUGACGGAGGAACAGUUAAUGAUCGGAGACGACGCGGUGCACGGGGAAGAAGCGUACGCUCUAUGGGGUGACGGGGAGAAGUACGAUUCUACUCGGCAUGGGCAAUACUCAGAUGAUACCUCUCACAAUAAGGCUUCAAUAGGGGCUACUCAAGUGGUUUAAUUAAAACUUUAUAGCGUCAAAUAUAACCAGGAGGUAGACUUGUUGUACAUGCUUAUGAAUUAUAACGCUUGAAGUCUCUUCUUUUUAUCUCGCAACAAAUAAAAUGAAAAAUGUUAAUUUUA